Messenger RNA from Talpa occidentalis (Iberian mole), 876 nucleotides. Its product is annotated as olfactory receptor 4K2-like. Bases 10 to 876 code for a protein of 288 amino acids. The record is from RefSeq and is a predicted model, not a curated record. Gene Ontology annotation, cellular component: membrane. Gene Ontology annotation, molecular function: G protein-coupled receptor activity; olfactory receptor activity. Lineage: Eukaryota; Metazoa; Chordata; Mammalia; Eulipotyphla; Talpidae. The transcript has a single exon. Gene Ontology annotation, biological process: G protein-coupled receptor signaling pathway.
CUGGACUAAAUGGAAGAAGCAAACCAGUCUGUGGUUUCUGAAUUUAUUAUUCUUGGACUUUGUCGCUCAUGGGAGCUCCAGGCCUUCCUCCUAGUAAUAUUUUCUUCACUGUAUUUGAUCACUAUUUUGGGCAACAUCUUCAUUGUACUUUUAAUUAUUGUUGACCUUCACCUCCACUCCCCUAUGUACUUUCUGUUAGCCAAUCUUUCUUUCAUUGACUUUUGCAUUUCCUCAGUCACUACGCCUAAACUGAUCACAGACUUUCCCAAGAAAAACAAAACCAUCUCUUUCGGAGGCUGUAUGUGUCAGAUUUUCUUUGGACAUUUCUUUGGAGGGGCUGAGAUGGUGCUCCUUGUGUCAAUGGCCUAUGACCGUUAUAUAGCCAUCUGUAAGCCACUCCAUUACUCCAGUGUCAUGAGCAGACAAAUGUGCAUUGGAUUAGUGAUGACAUCAUGGAUCAUUGGCUUUGUGCAUUCAAUAAGUCAACUAGCUUUGAUUAUAAAGUUGCCCUUCUGUGGACCCAGGGAGCUAGACAGCUUCUUCUGUGAUAUUCCACUGGUAGUCAAGCUAGCCUGCAUGGACACCUAUGUCCUAGAAAUGUUGAUAAAUGCUGACAGUGGAGUACUGGCAGCCUUCUGUUUCAUUGUGUUGAUGAUCUCUUACUCUUACAUUCUGUUUACGGUCUGUCAUCACUCAAAGGAUGGGGCAUCUAAGGCUCUCUCCACCUGCACUGCUCACAUUACUGUGGUGGUGCUAUUCUUUGGGCCUUGCAUCUUCAUCUAUCUGUGGCCACUCAGCAUCCCUUGGCUAGACAAGUUUCUUGCUGUAUUUUAUGCAGUCAUCACACCUCUCCUAAAUCCAGCCAUUUAUACUUGA